AUGAAGCUGAAAAACAUAUCGGAAACCGUAAACAAGGACGAGCUGUUCAAAAAGGUAAUAUAAUAUGUAUUCUGUUGAGAAAAAUAACAUCAAAACACUAGUAUGUGUGUGUGUGUGUGUGUGUGUGUGUGUGUGUGUGUACGUACGCGCACGUACUUACUCCGUCCAGCACGCACCUACCCCUAUCGCAACCUAAUAUUACACCCUCUCGUCCUCUCUGUAACAGGUAGGCGUUGUGAUCUGCCAAGUCGUACCGAAAAAGUCGACUACAAUCGUAUCGAACUAAAAGAAAUGAUUAUAAUAGCGAUGUCGAAAAUUAUUUAGGAGGUAACUGCCUCGGAUUCUUCUGAGGUCGGUUCGUGUUAGGCUAGUGUUUCCUAUAAAACUGCGCACAAUCUUUUAAAUCUUUCAAUAUAUAUCCGAGUAUUCACUUGCUCAGUAUUACGCACAUUGCACAAUUUAAACAAAUUCCAAUCUACCCCGACUGGAGAGAACCCCAACGCUAAUGAUUGUAUUGGCCAAUUUUGGUUAGUUUUCGUUUUGUACGUCGGUUUUCCAAAAACUUCCCAUAACGCUUUUCUGAUACUUUUAUAAUAUCUAUUAUUAAUUAAAUUAUCAUUUCGAUAUUUUGAUAUAUCCCUUAGGUUUGGAACCUAUCUGCAGACCACUGUAUGGAUGUAGUAUUGAUGAUGUUCUCGCACGCUGAAGGAACAACACUACUUGGCACACACAAACUUGAGCAAUUUAUCGUGACUACUGAACUUUGCCGUUUUACUUCGACGAUGUGCAAUCGUCCGCCGCUCUAUCGCCCUGCUUUGGAUUGUACUGUAGCAAAUGAUUUUGUUUCGACAGAAUUUGAACGCUAUAUUGAUCUGGUUGAAGAUAAUGUAAGUAUUGAGAUAUUUUGAACACUUCUGACUUCGUUAUAAAAUUGCACAAAUGUACAUUAACAAAUGAAUUGUCCAAUAGGUCGAUUUUAAGAAAAUAUCUACUAACCUAUUAUUAUUAUUUUUCAAUAACAAUAUUGAAAUAUAAUGAAUUAGACAUAAUAUGAACACAGUAAACUUUCAAUGUAUUUGUAUAUGUAAUUCAAUAUUGAGAAAAGAAAUGAAAUAAAUAUAUAAUACAAGAAAUAAGCAUUUAAAAUGUUUAAAAAUAGUAUAUAUAAUAAUCUGAACUACUCAAUCAACUAUUAUAUUUUAACCAUUUAACAUGUUAAAAUUUCUACUGUAUUGUUAAUUUAUGUUCUGAACUAAUUUUUCUUAUCAUUCCAAUAAUAUUUGAAUAUAAUGUUUGAUUUAUUAUUAUACAUUUUUAACAGGCAUAUGAAUUAUCAAGUGCACCAAACAGCGAGGUGCUUGUGAUCAUUGCCAAUUAUGAGUGCCGCAAAUUUAUUUUUGCGUCUCCACGUUUACGUCCGUAUAUCAUGUCGAAGGAAUGCGCUUCUCUCAUAGAGGGUUGCUUGGGCAAAGGCACUUUCUCUGCUGGUCAAGAAUCUCGUAUCGAUAAAUAG
This is a messenger RNA of Cinara cedri, 1513 nucleotides long. Lineage: Eukaryota; Metazoa; Arthropoda; Insecta; Hemiptera; Aphididae. The record is from the annotation of a GenBank genome assembly.